GAAGAAGGUGGUACAUAGAACAGCUACAGCUGAUGACAAAAAACUUCAGAGUUCUCUAAAAAAACUGGCUGUGAAUAAUAUAGCUGGUAUUGAAGAGGUCUUGCCUGAAAUUUAGAAGCCCCUUUCUUCCCCUUCCUUUCUGGUGCUGUCUGUCAGUGGUGGUGAUCACCUCUGAGGAAGAAAAGCCCACUUCCACUGACCAUGGAGAACACUCAGCAUCUCUGCUUGAUUGUGACAAGGGCAGUUUUUGGAUGGAUCAUGAACUGCUUCUAAAGUAGCCAAGAGUUAACUCUCCUAACCUUUUUUAUAAUAAGCAUGUUACCACCAAGGUGAACAUGAUUAAAGAUGAUGGAACGGUUAUUCAUUUCAAUAAUCCCAAAGUCCAGGCUUCCCUUUCUGCUAACACCUUUGCAAUUACCGGCCAUGCAGAAGCUAAACCCAUCACAGAAAUGCUUCCUGGAAUAUUAAGUCAGCUUGGUGCUGACAGCUUAACAAGUCUUAGGAAGUUAGCUGAACAGUUCCCUCGGCAAGUGUUGGAUAGCAAAGCACCAAAACCAGAAGACAUCGAUGAGGAGGAUGAUGAUGUUCCAGAUCUCGUAGAAAAUUUUGAUGAGGCAUCAAAGAAUGAAGCUAACUAAAAUCUUUUCUGGUUUUUGGAAGCUGGCAUGGACUAGAUUUAACAAAUCAGCUAUGUGGUUCCAAAGUUUUACAGACACGGAGAACAUCAACUGUUACUAGUUCAGUAAUAUAAAUAUUUUGUAUAUUAACAAUGCUGUUUGUUCAGCAUUUUUUGGUCAUUUGAUUUUGCAUUUUGCACUUCCUCCCAGGAUCUAUUCUUUUGGUCAAAAUACGAAGUGUCGGUGCAGUUUGAAGGUGUUUUGGUUUUUAGAGUCUUGGUUUUUUUGUUGGAGUAUUUUUGGUGUGUAUGUGUAUGUACGUGUGUGGGUACGUGUGUAUAAAGUGGAGAGCAAAUUGGAAAACAGUUCUAUUUAUCCUCCUUACCCCAGUAGAAAUAAAGCAAAUCUUUACAUUU
Phacochoerus africanus (Common warthog) is the source of this 1033-nucleotide messenger RNA. RefSeq names its product basic transcription factor 3 like 4 (gene BTF3L4). The record is from RefSeq and is a predicted model, not a curated record. Bases 336 to 638 code for a protein of 100 amino acids. NCBI's taxonomy places the organism in Eukaryota, Metazoa, Chordata, Mammalia, Artiodactyla, Suidae. The transcript is spliced from 5 exons.